Molecule: messenger RNA, 838 nt
Organism: Ruditapes philippinarum (Manila clam)
Lineage: Eukaryota; Metazoa; Mollusca; Bivalvia; Venerida; Veneridae
Product: putative glutathione-specific gamma-glutamylcyclotransferase 2
Exons: 3
Coding region: 142-681 (179 amino acids)
Biological process (GO): glutathione catabolic process
Cellular component (GO): cytoplasm
Molecular function (GO): glutathione specific gamma-glutamylcyclotransferase activity; gamma-glutamylcyclotransferase activity
Source: RefSeq, a predicted model, not a curated record
CGCCACAGCUGAUACAAUAUAGUGGCACACAAUAACGUUAUUGAUUUAACUGCUGUCAUUAUUAUGCAUUUAUUGUACACAACGUAGUUAUUUAUCUGUCAUAUUAAGAUAUAUCUUAGUAACGUUUAGGUUAUCGUUAAAAUGUGGGUGUUUGGAUACGGAUCUCUUAUCUGGAAAGUGGAUUUUCCCAUAAAACGAAGGGUGCCAGGGUAUAUCACAGGUUUUCAGAGACGGUUCUGGCAGGGGAGUACAGACCACAGAGGAGUUCCGGGAGAUCCAGGACGUGUGGUCACAUUAGUACCCGCUUCGAAUAAGGACAGGGUAUACGGUAUUGCGUAUGAAAUUCACGAACAAGAUGCCGAAACUGUGAGACAACAUUUAGACCAUAGAGAAAAGGGCGGAUAUACAACUGUUAAAGUGACCUUUCACCCUUGUGAUCAAUCGGAAGAUGUUGAUUUAGUACUUUAUAUCGGCACGGAGGACAACCCGAAUUAUUUAGGACCGGCGCCGUUAGAUGAUAUCGCCAAUCAGAUUUACAGAAGUGUUGGGCCAAGUGGCAAGAACAUAGAAUAUCUACUGAAUCUAGCUAAUGCUGUGAGAACUGAACUUCCGGGAGUUGAGGACAGCCAUCUGUUUGAUCUAGAAAGCAAAGUUUUAGAACUGCAACAAAGUCCUUCUUGAUAUCUAGUUUUUCUUGAUCAUACUAGAGUAUUUCCCCUUUACAUUGUAUUUACUUUUUAAAUCAUUAUGGCAUUAACUAUGUAUUUCUGUCAGGCAUUAGCAAAGUAAAAAUACAUGUACAUCUGUCGAUUUGACAAAAUAUUAUGUUUUGAAUGUG